Molecule: messenger RNA, 3404 nt
Organism: Rhinolophus ferrumequinum (greater horseshoe bat)
Lineage: Eukaryota; Metazoa; Chordata; Mammalia; Chiroptera; Rhinolophidae
Gene: ZNF385C
Product: zinc finger protein 385C
Exons: 10
Coding region: 778-2961 (727 amino acids)
Cellular component (GO): nucleus
Molecular function (GO): zinc ion binding; nucleic acid binding
Source: RefSeq, a predicted model, not a curated record
GCACUUUAAAUUUCCUGAUGCUCUGCCAGUACCACUGACUAGAAUGCCUUUCCCCUGGAAAAAUUUCACUCACCCUCCUAUGAUACCGAAUUGAUCCUCCCCUCAAACCUUCUGUUGACUACCUGUUCCUCUGUGAUCCCAAAGCACUGCGUUCCUAACUCUCCAAGCACUUGCCAGACUGUAGUCUCCAUCCAUAGCGCUCCACCUGUGUGAGCUCUCACCUGUGACCUCCUCUAGGAAUCCAUGGGUAUCUCUGAUGAAUGAAUGAUACCUGUCCCUCCCGCCCCGGGGAACAUUCUUCCGGCGGCCUAUCCUCAGUUGCUCGGGCUGCAGCGCACGCUGCAGAGGAGGCUGGGGUUGACGCCCGGCUAAAGCGUGCGCCGCUGGGACAUCGGGCGGCAGGUGGGUGCGGUCCGGUGAGCCCCAGGCUGGGGAUCGCCACCGCCCGGCCCGCGACCCGGACCCGCGCUGGCUGCUGGCGCCUCUUCGCCACGGUUACCACUAGUGGCUGCUGUCGCUCGGUGGAGUCCAAGGAGACCGCAGCCAGAGCGUCCACCGCGCAAGAUGGUGGCUUCCGUGUCUCUUCUCCCACCGGCGGAGCAGGAAUAAACUUUCCUGCUAAGUUAGAUGGAUGGUCCCCAUUAGCCUGGCGGGCUGCCCCUCUCCUGCCUCCCCACCAACUCUCCUUGUCAAGGGAGGUGCCUCUGUGUGUGUGGGGAGGCUGAGGGGCAAGAGCAUUUGGGUGGGGGUUGGGGGUACCCUGCCCCUGGAGCAGGAAUGGUGCCCCCUGGGAAGAAACCAGCUGGAGAGGCCUCUAAUUCCAACAAGAAGUGCAAGCGUUACUUCAAUGAGCACUGGAAAGAGGAGUUCACCUGGCUGGACUUUGACUACGAGCGGAAGCUGAUGUUUUGCCUCGAGUGCCGCCAGGCCCUGGUGAGGAACAAGCAUGGCAAAGCGGAGAACGCCUUCACCGUGGGCACUGACAACUUCCAGCGCCAUGCCCUGCUGCGCCAUGUGACCUCUGGGGCCCACCGCCAGGCUCUGGCGGUCAACCAGGGCCAGCCCACUUUUGAGGGCCAGGCUGAGAGAGGAGGGGCCUACCCAGGCUUGGCCACCACCCCCACCUCUGGGAACCUUAAGGUGGAGGGGGAUCCCGCCAAAGUGGCUGUGCUGACCACGGUGUACUGCAUGGCUAAGGAGGACGUGCCUGAUGACCGCUGCUCAGCCCUGCUCGAGCUACAGAGGUUCAACCUGUGCCAGGCGCUGCUGGGCACAGAGCAUGGCGAUUACUACAGCCCCAGGAGGGUGAGGGACAUGCAGGUGGCCAUUGCCAGUGUCUUGCAUACAGAGGCCUGCCAGCGCCUGAAGGCAUCCCCGUACGUGGGGCUGGUGUUGGACGAGACCAGGGAUUGGCCUGAGUCCCACAGUCUGGCCUUGUUUGCCACUUCAGUGUCCCCCUGCGAUGGCCAACCUGCCACCACAUUCCUGGGCAGUGUGGAGCUACAGGAGGGCGAGGCCACUGCUGGCCAACUCCUGGACAUCCUGCAGGCCUUCGGCGUGUCAGCACCCAAGUUGGCCUGGUUCAGCUCGAGCCUCCCCAGUGACCGCCUCGGGAGUGUGGGCCUGCAGCUCCGAGCCACCUGCCCACUGCUCACCGAGCUACACUGCCUCCCAGGCCGGCCAGAUCCUGAGCCCCCUGCCUACCUAGCAGGCCCAGCCUCCAGUGCCCCAAGCCCCCUGCUGGCCUCCCUGUCCCUGCCUGCCAGGCCUCUGCAGCCCCCGCUGGACUUCAAGCACUUGCUCACCUUCCACUUCAAUGGCGCUGCCCCGCUCAGUCUCUUCCCCAACUUCAGCACGAUGGACCCUGUCCAGAAAGCUGUCAUCAGCCACACGUUUGGGGUCCCUUCCCCUCUGAAGAAGAAGCUCUUCAUUUCCUGUAACAUCUGUCACCUGAGGUUCAACUCAGCGAACCAGGCUGAAGCACAUUAUAAAGGCCACAAACACGCCAGAAAACUCAAGGCUGUCGAAGCUGCCAAGAGCAAGCAGAGGCCCCAAACCCUGGCCCAGGAUGGGACACUGGUGUCCUCAACCCCGCCCGUGGCCAGUGGAGCCCCUGGAGAGCUGCAGAGCAAAGUUCCUGCAGCCCCUCCUCCUGGCCCCCCACUCCAGCCACCACUGCCUGCCGACCCAACGCCCAGGGAGUCAGCCCACUCAGACCUCUUGGAUGCUGCCUCCUCUUCCUCUUCUUCCUCCUGCCCACCCUGCUCCCCAGAGCCCGGGAGAGAGGCACCAGGGCCUGAGCCAGUGGCAGCUGCCGUGGAAAGCGGUGUGAGUGGGGAAGGCAAGAGUGAGAAGGGGCGCCUCUACUGCCCCACGUGUAAGGUGACAGUGAACUCCGCCUCCCAGCUUCAGGCUCACAACACAGGAGCCAAGCACCGGUGGAUGUUGGAAGGUCAGCGAGGGGCUCCUCGAAGAGGCCGGGGCCGUCCUAUGCCCCGGGGAGGAGCUGGACACAGGGCCAAGAGAGUGACUGGGGGCCGGCAGGGGUCCAACCCCCCUUUUCACUGUGCUGUCUGUCAGCUCCAGGUCAAUUCAGAGACCCAACUGAAGCAGCACCUGAGCAGCAGGAGGCACAAAGACCGCCUGGCCGGGAAACCCUCCAAGCCCUCCAGCCAGCACAGCAAGCUGCAGAAGCACGCAGCGCUGGCUGUGAGUAUCCUCAAGUCUAAACUGGCCUUGCAGAAGCAACUCACCAAGACACUGGCAGCCCGCUUCCUGCCCAGCCCAAUCCCCACUGCAGGUGCGGCCAUCUGUGCCCUGCCAGGGCCCCUGGCCCUCCGGCCUGCGCCCACCGCGGCCACCACCCUCUUCCCAGCUCCAAUCCUUGGCCCAGCUCUGUUUCGUGCCCCAGCAGGAGCCAUUCGCCCUACCCCAGGACCCAUCCUCUUUGCUCCCUAUUAGCCCUCCUGGGGAGGCACGGGCUGGCUUCUCAGCAUUCUCCCUACUCUUCUCGGACCCUACAUCCCACAGGGGACUGCCUUGUACAGCCUAGGAGUUCCUGACCAAUCUAGGAAGAGCUGGGCUAGUUUUAAGGGCAGCUGCCCUUCACUCCACCUGGACUGAGGGUUCCACUAAUACCCCCUGCCCAAGGGCCACUCCCACCCUCAUUUCCCCAGCCUUCUAGGGCUAGUCCUGGGCUCCCCUGCAUUUCCCAGCCUGAUUUACGGGGAGCAAACUGAAAUCCCAAAGAUCUAUGCAAAAUCCUAGCCCCACCCCUAUGGUGCUCUCAUUCCACCCCCCAAGACCUAUGGCCAGAGGCCCUAGAAAUCUAGCCUGGGGACAAGUUUGUGACCUCUAUUCCCAUGCCCUGGGGAGGCCUUCCCCAUUCGCUGGAUUCUCUGGAG